AUUAUAAAUACGUGGUACCGUCCAUAACUGUUUCUUGCAUCAAACCGAUAUACGUAAAAGAGACCUAUCUUGUGUUAGUUAGGUUUUCUAUUUAAAUUGAGUGAAGUUCAGUUGAACUAUGGCAGUGACAAUAAUUAAGGCCUUAUGUGUUGUGGUGACUUGCAUGGUGUUGUCGGCACCCUAUGCAGAGGCUGCUAUUACCUGCGGUCAGGUGGUGAGCAAGAUGUUGCCAUGCCUAGCCUACCUGAGGACUGGUGGUGCACUGCCUCCACCAUGUUGCAGUGGUCUUAAGAGUCUGAACGCCGCCACUCAAGCAACCCCCGACCGCAAGACUGCUUGUGGUUGCCUGAAAACUGCUUAUACACAAUAUGCUGGCAUCAAUCCUAGCAAUGCCGUCGGCCUUCCAGCAAAGUGUGGUGUUAAUCUUCCUUUUAAGUUCAGCCCCGACAUCGACUGCUCCAAGGUACACUAAGAUUCAUCCAGCGACAGAUGGGAUGCGAGAUUUAAAAACAUAUAUACUAUAUAUCAAAAUAAAUAUGGAAAACCAUGUUUUUCCUUGUGUUGUCUUUGUUAUAUGUAGUGUCAUCGUUAUGCUAUAAGUUUUGGAGUUGCCCUCCAUUGAUCUUUAUCUAUAUAUUUCUAUUAAAUAGGUGUUAUAUUUUUGUAUUUCAACGAGCGAGCGUGUGUGAGAGAAAAAGAAACGGCAUCGUAUUUAGCAGGGAUAGCACGUGCUAUCCUUCAAAUUUUACAGUCAAAUGUAAUCCGUAAGUAAAACUCUUUAAUGACAGAGUUUAUUUUACAGUCAAAUGUAAUCCGUAAGUAAAACUCUUUAAUGACAGAGUUUAUGACGGAAACUGCCGUCAUAAAUGAAAUUUUCUAUUAAAA
Messenger RNA from Lactuca virosa, 885 nucleotides. Lineage: Eukaryota; Viridiplantae; Streptophyta; Magnoliopsida; Asterales; Asteraceae. The record is from the annotation of a GenBank genome assembly.